AUGCUAAGCUACCCUAUGCACUCAGAGCUGGCUCAGCCACAGGCAGCGCCGGGGGCCGGGGCCGGGGCUGCGGCCGCGGGGGGCGGCAAGUUCUCCUGCCCGCGGGCCCUCAAGGUGCCCGCCUACCUCAACUACCGCUUCCUGGGCGAGAAGGACUGCGGCGCCCCCUGCGAGCCCGGCCGCCUCUACGGGCUCAUGUACUUCGGGCCCGAGGAGCUGCGCUUUGCCCGCACCUGGAUCGGCAUCUGGUCGGUGCUGUGCUGCGCCUCCACGCUCUUCACCGUGCUCACCUACCUGGUGGACAUGAAGCGCUUCAGCUACCCCGAACGGCCCAUCAUCUUCCUGUCGGGCUGCUACACGGCCGUGGCCGUGGCCUACAUCGCCGGCUUCCUGCUGGAGGAGCGCGUGGUGUGCAACGAGCGCUUCGCUGAGGACGGCUCGCGCACGGUGGCGCAGGGCACCAAGCGCGAGGGCUGCACCAUCCUCUUCAUGAUGCUUUACUUCUUUGGCAUGGCCAGCUCCAUCUGGUGGGUCAUCCUCUCGCUCACCUGGUUCCUGGCAGCUGGCAUGAAGUGGGGCCACGAGGCCAUCGAGGCCAAUUCGCAGUACUUCCAUCUGGCUGCCUGGGCUGUGCCCGCCAUCAAGACCAUCACCAUCCUGGCCUUGGGGCAGGUGGACGGCGACGUGCUCAGCGGUGUCUGCUUUGUGGGCAUCAAUAACGUGGAUGCCCUCCGCGGCUUCGUCCUGGCCCCCUUGUUCGUCUACCUGUUCAUCGGCACCUCCUUCCUGCUGGCUGGCUUUGUGUCGCUCUUCCGCAUCCGGACCAUCAUGAAGCAUGAUGGCACUAAGACAGAGAAGCUGGAGAAGCUGAUGGUGAGGAUUGGGAUCUUCAGUGUCCUCUACACGGUGCCUGCCACCAUCGUCAUCGCCUGCUAUUUUUAUGAGCAAGCCUUUAGGGAACAGUGGGAAAGGAGCUGGGUCACCCAGAGCUGUAAGAGCUAUGCCAUUCCCUGCCCCAACAACCACAGCAGCCACCACCCGCCCAUGAGUCCUGACUUCACUGUCUUCAUGAUCAAGUAUCUCAUGACCUUAAUCGUGGGCAUCACCUCAGGCUUCUGGAUCUGGUCUGGGAAAACGCUCAAUUCCUGGAGGAAGUUCUAUACUAGACUCACCAACAGCAAGCAGGGGGAAACCACCGUGUGAAGCCCAGCCCCACCUGGCUGAGGGAAACCUUGUGCCUCAAAGGUGGGUGAGGGACCUGUAUCCAGCUCGCCAUGUGGCCACCAUCCUAGCUGGGAUGGGGGGAAAUGCUUGCACAACAGUCAGACUUUCUGGACUGCUAACGGCAUCUCCAGCCUACAGGGAACUGAGAGAAGAGAGGCAGGUGGGGAAACUCCUAAACUGGGA
This is a messenger RNA of Gavialis gangeticus (Gharial), 1407 nucleotides long. It is a transcript of the gene FZD1, whose product is annotated as frizzled class receptor 1. The coding region runs from base 1 to 1203 and encodes 400 amino acids. Gene Ontology annotation, molecular function: Wnt receptor activity; Wnt-protein binding. Gene Ontology annotation, cellular component: plasma membrane. The record is from RefSeq and is a predicted model, not a curated record. Gene Ontology annotation, biological process: non-canonical Wnt signaling pathway; canonical Wnt signaling pathway. The transcript is spliced from 2 exons. Lineage: Eukaryota; Metazoa; Chordata; Crocodylia; Gavialidae.